ACAUGGUGACUAUGCACGAUGUCCUAGACGCGCAGUGGCAAUACGACAACAACAAGGAUGACAGCUACCUGCGAAGGGUUAUCCUGCCCCUGGAGAAGCUGCUGACUUCACACAAGCGGCUCGUUAUGAAAGACAGUGCAGUUAAUGCCAUUUGCUACGGAGCCAAGAUCAUGUUGCCUGGUGUCCUGAGGUAUGAAGAUGGCAUCGAGCUUAAUCAGGAGAUUGUUGUCAUCACCACAAAAGGAGAAGCCAUAUGCCUGGGUAUGAAGUUCCCUGUUCUUGUACCUGGCUAAAUGCAG
Molecule: messenger RNA, 299 nt
Organism: Tinamus guttatus (white-throated tinamou)
Lineage: Eukaryota; Metazoa; Chordata; Aves; Tinamiformes; Tinamidae
Source: RefSeq, a predicted model, not a curated record